Astyanax mexicanus (Mexican tetra) is the source of this 3253-nucleotide messenger RNA. It is a transcript of the gene samm50l, whose product is annotated as sorting and assembly machinery component 50 homolog, like. Gene Ontology annotation, cellular component: SAM complex; outer membrane. NCBI's taxonomy places the organism in Eukaryota, Metazoa, Chordata, Actinopteri, Characiformes, Acestrorhamphidae. Bases 158 to 1567 code for a protein of 469 amino acids. The record is from RefSeq and is a predicted model, not a curated record. Gene Ontology annotation, biological process: mitochondrial respiratory chain complex assembly; protein insertion into mitochondrial outer membrane. The transcript has 15 exons.
UCGAUCCAGCCAAUCAGCGCGCAGAGCUGCAGCGAGGUGGCCGUGUUAUGGCGUCUUCCUUGAAGGGGGCUGGGUUCAGAUCUGAGUAAGGAGAAAUCCCGCAGCUCAGCCCGCAGGCUCUCCACAGUGACACCGCGGCCCGCGAGGACACGGGGACAUGGGGACGGUGCACGCGAGGAGUCUGGACCCCCUCCCGAUGCGCGGGCGGGACCUGGGCGUCAGCACCGAGGACCUGGAAACCGUGGAGGCGGAGCAAGAAACCAAGAAAGAGAUCCUAGAAAAUAAAGAUGUUGUGGUCCAGCACGUCAACAUUGAAGGCUUAGGAAGAACUAAAGAGGAUUAUCUGGGCUAUGAGAUCUCUGAUGUCUUUAACGCUAAAAACCUUGUGGAUGUGAUGAGGAAAUCACAUGAGGCCAGGCAGAGACUGCUCCGUCUGGGUAUAUUUAAGGAAGUGGAGGUGCUGAUUGAUAUUUCAGAAGGAGAUGAUGCUCUGCCUAAUGGUCUGGAUGUGACGUUUGAGGUGACGGAGUUAAAGAGAAUCACAGGCAGUUAUAACACCAUGGUUGGAAACAAUGAGGGCAGCAUGGUUCUUGGCAUCAAGUUCCCCAACAUUAUCGGCCGUGGAGAGAAGCUCACUUUCCAGUUCUCUUACGGGACUAAAGAGACUUCAUAUGGCUUAUCUUUCUUUAAACCUCAGCCAGGCUACUACGAACGCAAUUUCACGCUAAACUUAUACAAAGUGACCGGCCAGUUCCCAUGGAGUUCCCUGAAGGAGACUGACAGAGGAGUGUCUACAGAACUCAAUUUCCCACUGUGGAUGACUGAUCACACUCUGAAGUGGGAGGGGGUGUGGCGGGAGCUGAGCUGUCUUGCUCGCAGCGCCUCCUUUGCUGUGCGAGAGGAAAGUGGCCACACUCUCAAAUCUGCACUUUCACACACCAUGGUGCUAGACACCAGGAACUCCACCAUCCUUCCGAGAAAAGGUGCCUUACUCCGGAUCAACCAGGAGCUAGCCGGGUACACGGGGGGUGAUGCCAGCUUUCUGAAGGAGGACUUUGAGUUGCAGCUGAACAGACCAUUCCUCUGGGGCUCUGUGCUCUCUGCUUCACUGUGGGGAGGAAUGAUAUUUCCCGUUGGUGGUCGGCCGAUCUCAAUUGCUGAUAGGUUUUACUUGGGUGGUCCGACCAGUGUGAGAGGAUUUGGGAUGUACAGUAUUGGUCCACAGAAUGAAGGUGACUUUCUGGGUGGAGAUGCAUACUGGGCCAGUGGGCUCCACCUGUAUACACCACUUCCAUUCAGGUCCACACGAGGAGGCCUAGCUGACCUCUUUAGAACUCAUUUCUUCCUAAAUGCUGGAAACCUGUGCAACCUCGACUACGGAGAGGGUCCUCAUGCACACCUGCAGAAGCUAGCAGAGUGCAUCCGCUGGUCCUAUGGAGCAGGCAUCAUACUUCGGCUGGGAAACAUUGCAAGACUGGAACUCAAUUACUGCAUUCCCAUGGGUGUCCAGAGUGGAGACAGGAUAUGUGACGGUGUGCAGUUUGGGGCAGGGAUCCGUUUCCUGUGACAUCAUCAUCACCAUCACCAUCAGCAGCUGCUCUGGUUCUGAAGUCCAAGUAUUAUGGGAUAGGAGGAGAACUGUGUGUGUAGUGUGUUAGAAUGAGAGACUGUAAGAGAAGGAUCCCUCCUGCAUGCACGAUUUGAGUGACUCCACCUUCUGCGUCUAAAUGAUAAAAGAUUUCACAGUUAUUGAGUUUGUCAGAUACAUAUUCAGUUAAUUUGUACAUGAAGACCACAACAGGGAGUAAUGCAUAACAGCCUGCAUUAUAUCCAGUCUGUGAGAUCUUCACAUCUUUGAGGGAUGUUACAAAAGCACCUGAGAUUAGAUAAGGUACAAAAAAAACACUUCUAUGUUCUUCUAUGUUCUCAUUUACCAGUAUUCACAGAUAUCCGCUAUGGUGAGUUAUGUCCCUUUUACAGACACUACCUUAAAGGAGGAGAACUUUGGUGUAAAAUGGAAAAAAAAAACGUACUUACGUUUGUUCAAUAGCCCUCCUCCGCUCUCCCACAGCUUUCUGAGAUCCAGUAUUUUGUGCACUUUGUCCAAACAGGCUUUAGAAUGGUCAUAUAAUUAUAUAAAUCGCUUUUUCAACCAUUAUUCAGGCUCAAAGUAGCUCCUAACCUCAUUGGUGAAAUCCAAAGAGCCCUGACAUUUAAAAUAAGGCAUUUAGAGCUUUAAAAUUGCACAAGAAGUUCAUUAAAAUCCUCUGUAAAAUGGCACCGCCAUUUUAAAUUUGUCACAAUAAGUUGGUUGGUUGUUUUUUUGCAUUUUAAUAUUGACAUUACCAGAUUUUUUUUUUUUAGCAACAGCUGGAAUUCAUGUUUUUCUAAGGAAUUAUUAUUUUUGCAAUCUGUUCAUCUAUACUUCCUAUUCGUUCUAGUGCUCGGCAGUUGAUUUAUUGUUACUUAAAUUUAAGAUUGCUGUGCCCAGAGAUUUACCCAUGCUAUGGGAUGUGAACAGCAACUUUUAAUAAGCUUCUUUUGCAGCUUUAAAGUUUCUAAAUACCUCGUUUUAAAUGUCAGGGCUCUCCUGAUUCUACCAAUGAGGUGUGGAGCUACUUUGAGACUGAAUAACGGUGGAAAUAAAACUAUUUAUCUGCAAGUGCAAAAUAUGCCCCAUAUCACCCAGUCUAAAAGCCUGUUUGGGCAAAGUGCACAAAAUACUGGAUCUCAGAAAGCUGCAGGAGAGCAGAGGUGGGCUAUUCAACAAAUAUAAGUACUUUGUAUCAUGGUUUAAUACACCCAAAGUCCAUUUUACACCAGAGUUCUCCUUUAAACAAUACCUGUCCCUUUUACACAAAACCCACUGUACUUACUUUAGGGUACAGAUGGUAGACAGGAAUGCACAGACAAAAGAGACGGUACUGUUGUUGUUUUCAUGUAGCCAUACUGUAUGUUCCCGCUAAUUAAUGGAAGCACUUUUCCUUGUUGUUAGUGGAGUGCUCCAGUGUUUGAAUCACGUACUUCACUCCUCUCAUGCCAAACAACAUACAUGAACUGACUCAGGCUGUCUGUAGAGGAUCAGUCAGGAGUUGGUGUCUCUUCUUCUCUUCCGUAGCCUUUGUGGGAUGGAGUUUAAAGCCCUAUUGGAGAUCCACCAGCAGUGCUCUUAUUCCACGUCCUCUUUUUAAUGUCAGAACUGUUACGUUAUUAUACUGUAUUGUGCACCAGAAUAAAGCACUCCUUUCCCUGA